Messenger RNA from Pseudoliparis swirei, 3159 nucleotides. It is a transcript of the gene arxa, whose product is annotated as aristaless related homeobox a. Gene Ontology annotation, biological process: regulation of transcription by RNA polymerase II. NCBI's taxonomy places the organism in Eukaryota, Metazoa, Chordata, Actinopteri, Perciformes, Liparidae. The coding region runs from base 55 to 1464 and encodes 469 amino acids. The record is from RefSeq and is a predicted model, not a curated record. The transcript has 5 exons. Gene Ontology annotation, molecular function: DNA-binding transcription factor activity, RNA polymerase II-specific; RNA polymerase II transcription regulatory region sequence-specific DNA binding.
AGCAAGAAGAGUGAGAAGAGAGAGUGGGAGACUGACAGGCGUCACCGAAACUAGAUGAACCGAAGAGUCGAUAUGAGCGGUCGGUUUGAGGAAGAUAUCCACGACCGGGGCGAGAGGAAGAGUAAAUCCCCGACGCUGCUCUCCUCUUACUGCAUAGACAGCAUUCUGGGCCGCCGGAGUCCCUGUAAGGUCAGACUGAUCGGGGCGCAAAGUUUGACGGGUCUGGCCGGCAGAGUGGAGCUCGACAAAACGGCUGACAGGCCGACGAAAGACCCCAUUUCUCUGAGCGCUGACAUGCACCUGCCAGCCAAGCUCCGCCGGCUGUACGGCGCUGGGGGGAAGUACCUGCACGACCACACGGAGACGCUGGAACGGGAGCGGCUCCUCAUGGAGCAAGCCAGCGACAGCCUCAAAAUCAGCCACGCGCCGCAGGUGAGCAUCAGCCGCAGCAAGUCCUACCGGGAGAACGCGUCACUGAGCCGGGGAGAGGGCGACCAGAGCCCCGGGGAGGGCUCGGAGGACGGCAGCCUGGGACUGGUGGAGCUCGGCCCGUUGAAGUUCGAGGAGGACGCAGGGAAGGAGGAGGAGAGCAGCGGGGACGCGGCCGCGCUGUCCCCGAAGGACGAGGAGAGGGAGAGCUUGAACACCGGGGAUGGGGACGUGAGGGACGGGGAGGACAGCGUGUGUCUGUCGGCGGGCAGUGACUCGGAGGAAGGGAUGCUGAAACGGAAGCAGAGAAGAUACAGGACUACCUUCACCAGUUAUCAGCUGGAGGAGCUGGAGCGGGCUUUCCAGAAGACACACUACCCCGACGUCUUCACCAGAGAAGAGCUCGCGAUGCGUCUCGAUCUUACCGAGGCCCGUGUCCAAGUUUGGUUUCAGAACCGCAGAGCCAAGUGGAGGAAGCGCGAAAAGGCCGGGGUGCAGGUCCACCCGUCAGGGAUGCCGUUCCCGGGUCCCCUAACAGCGGGCCACCCUCUCAGCCACUAUCUGGACGGGGGGCCCUUCCCGCCUCACCACCACCCGGCCCUCGAGUCCGCCUGGACAGCAGCUGCAGCUGCAGCCGCUGCCUUCCCGGGCCUCGCCCCUCAACACCACAACGGCUCUGCUCCACCACUUGCCACCCAACUCGGCCUGGGCACUUUCCUGGGUACGGCUGCCAUGUUCCGCCACCCUGCCUUCAUCGGACCCACUUUUGGCAGGCUCUUCUCCGGUAUGGGUCCCCUGUCCAGUGCUUCCACCGCUGCAGCUCUCCUCCGUCAGCCCGCCCCUCCUGUAGAGAACCUCUCCCACGCGGGCCCAGUCCUCCCUGACCCUUCCUCCUCUUCCUCCUCCCCCUCAUCCGCAGCCGCAGCCGACCGCAGGGCCUCAAGUAUCGCCGCGCUGCGCCUCAAGGCCAAGGAACACUCGGCUCAGCUUACCCAGCUUAACAUCCUGCCGACCGCAGGGAAGGAGGUGUGCUGAACACACAACACCAGCUCUAGGCCUCCCUGUCCCGGGCUUACAUCCCAUUCCAUGACACCCUCGUCCUCCUCGUCCCCCUCGUCCCCCUCCUAAAACCCUUUCAUACCUCUGGAGGCUGAUGUCCUGAUGACCCCUUGUUCAACAAUCCCUGUUACCUCACGUUUCCCCAACAAAAUAGCACGACCAAAUUCAAGAGCACUGGCUUAAAAAAGUGUUUGUGUGUGUGUGUGUGUGUGUGUGUCUGCUAUUGUUACACUCCAUACACACAACUUUGAAAAUUAAAUAUUUUCACUAAAAUAUUCUGAAAAGCUGACAUAAAAAAAAGAAAAGAUUUCUUAAUAUUUCUUCACAUUUUGACUCUAAAUGAAAUCCCAGUAUAACACAGUAUAUGGCUCUUUAAGACUGUUCCACGCGCGCAUACACAGCAACACACUAAAUACACAGCAACAUACUAAAUACACACAGCGCCAGUGGUGGAAUGUAUUUUUGAGGUACUUGUAUUAGUAUUUCCAUUUGAUGCUAAUUUUCACUUCACUACAUUUCAGAUUUGUAGUUUUACUUUACAUUGCAUUCUGGAUUUUACACACAAAACACAUGCCAUUAUAAAAUAUGAAGGAUAUAUAUUCAAAGUUUUUUAAAAAGUAAAAAAUUCAGCCGACCAAUUUCAAUGUGACAAAUGCAUUAAUUCAAAUAAUUCAGUAAAUACACUUUGUUAAUUCAGUGAGCAAUGUCCAGACAUUUCUUCUGCAUUGAACUUACACAGUAUAUUUCGCUUAUAAUUUUUCUGUAUUUUAAAUUGAGUAAAACUAAUUUGAUUUAACAGAGUAUUGAAAAAGCAUUACUCUACUUUUAAUUAAGUAUAGGAUCUGUCAUGACGCGCGCACACCCCCACACACACACAAACACAAACACACACACACACACGGAAACCUGAAGAACCACAGGGGAACCCAGACUUUCAGAAAGGAUUCUUGUGCUACUUGAAAUAUGGACAACUCGAGUGCUCGACACUGCUUAAUCUGUAUGCAUUGAUGUGGGCUGAGCCAGUCUGCGUCUAUAAUAAAGGCGAGUUGGAGGAGGUCCCCCCUGCCCCCCAGAACCAAAGGAAAACUGUCCAUAGACCUUCCAUAGCCUUCUCUACAAGCCUGACUCCUCUCAUGCUCUCCUGUCCACCAGUCACACUCAGCAGCCCACGAGACAUGUACAUGUUAGAAAUCUCUGAAUCAAACCAGAGUUAUUGAUUUCUGUAAAUGUGCUGCAAUUUAAGAUCCCCAUCCCCUCUUUGAUUAUCACAGCAGUGGUAGUUUCUGCUGAGUCUGACUCCGGGACACCCGAGCAAAGGUGAGAUCCGAGAUGUGUCUCUAAUGACCUAACUAUGUGGAAGAAAACUGUACAUAUUGUGUAAAAAGGGAAAAAAAGUACCACAAAAAAAGGAUGAUUUUCAAAACAAGGUUGUGUAAAUUUCAAAGAGCCCAUGUUUUCAUAAUUUGCACUCGGUGUAGUGUUUAAUGAAUGUCGCCCUGUGUAGAAUUUCACCUGUGUUUAUGAAUUAUUAGGAUUUUUAGAUUAUUAUUUAUGUCAACACUUUUCACAGAGGACUUGAGUGAAGGACAGUUUUUUUUUCUUCCUUAAAAAGUGAUUGUAAGUUUCCUGGUUCAAUAAUGGUAAUUUGAAUAAAUUACAUUGGUAAAAUGA